Molecule: messenger RNA, 5343 nt
Organism: Osmerus eperlanus (European smelt)
Lineage: Eukaryota; Metazoa; Chordata; Actinopteri; Osmeriformes; Osmeridae
Product: semaphorin-6A-like
Exons: 8
Coding region: 1-1599 (532 amino acids)
Source: RefSeq, a predicted model, not a curated record
AUGGGUUCUAAGAUGGGCAAAGUGUUUCAGACUAAGCAGCCGGAGUACAGCAGUGCUCUGCGGCAAACUUUUAGCGCUGAGCUUUGUGUCUGUCGGGGUGACGGUCCUUGGCCGUCCGUGUCGGAGCGAGGCCUGGACAGCUGGCCAUCCUCCUGCAUCUGCCCCGAGGUUCCUCCUGCUACGCUAGGAACGUCGGCCUUCGAGCAGGAUGUGGAGAAGGGAAACACAGAAGGCCUGGGAGACUGUCAGAAUACCUUCGUGGCUCUGAAUGACGUCCACUCGAGCCCUCACGGUCAUGAAAGGUCACGAAAUGGCCACCACCGCCACCACUCCACCCUCCCCUUCCCCACCUCCGCCCUGCCCCCUGCCGAGGGCCCCCAGGGCAGGGGCCGCAUGGUGGAACAGAAGGACCCCCCCAUGCCCUCAGAUAAGAGCGACCCAUACAUGGCCGUGCCCUCCCAGCCUGAAGCCAAUGGCGUCAUCCGUGAGAGCUACCAGAAGGGUCACGACCAGCUGGUACCUGUCACCCUGCUGGCCAUCGCCGUCAUCCUGGCCUUCGCCAUGGGCGCCAUCUUCUCCGGGAUCAUCGUGUACUGUGUCUGCGACCACCGGAGGAGAGACAGCAGCCUGCCGGGCCGCAAGGACAAGGAGAACCUGCGCCGGGGCUCCAUGAACAGUGUGACCAAGCUGACAGGGCUGUUUGAGACCCAGGCCAAAGAUGGCCGCCCGGAAGCAGUCCUCACCCCCCUGAUGCACAACGGCCGGCUGGCCAACGGCAAGCUGCUGAUCAAGGCCGAUCAGCACCACCUGGACCUGACUGCCCUGCCCACCCCGGAGUCCACCCCCAUGCAGCCCCGCCGCAAGCCCAGCCGAGGCAGCCGUGAGUGGGAAAGGAACCAGAAUCUGAUCAACGCCUGCACUAAGGACCUCCCCCCGAUGGGGACCCCUGUGAUCCCCACGGACCUCCCCCUAAGGGCCUCCCCCGGACACAUCCCCAGCGUGGUGGUCCUGCCCCUCCCCCAGCACCAGCAGACCUACCAGCACCAGGCCUACCAACACGAGUACGUGGAGCAACCCCACCGGAGCGACCUGAGCCUUGACCUGGACCAGGGGGCUACGCUGGAGUACAAGACCCUGAAGAGCCCCUGUCACGGUCACGGCCUGGGGCUGGGGGAGGCCGGCGAGGGGGCCCUGCCACCCCGGGUGCCCCAGAGGGAGGCUUCGCUCACCGUGCCCCCCUCCGUGCCCCAGAUGGGGAAGCGCCUGGAGGUGCAUUCCUCCGUCUAUGGGCGGGGCUACGCCGCCAAGGCUGCCUCUGCCGCCUCCUCCGCCCUCAAGAAGCACAACACCAACUCGUCCAACUCCUCGCUCCUGUCUCGGCACCAGAGCUUUGCCCGCGUGGAGAGCCCGCCCCCGGCGCCGCAGAGGGUGGACUCCAUACACCUGACCACGCUGGGGAUGUCGUUGUCGCGGCAACCUAGCAUGGGCUCCUACGGGUCCCUGCCGAGGUCGGGGGUCAAACAUCUGAAGCCGGACGUCCCUCCCAAGCCGUCCUUGGUGUCACUGUCGACCAAAGGUUCCAGUGACUCCUGCACGUAGUCGGGACGGUUUGAACACACACUCAUACACACACACACACACAAAAAGAAACAGGGAGAGCAAUCUUGCAACGUCUCGUUUCAAGUCUCUUUCGAUUUUAUUUUAUUUGAAAAAAUUUGUAUUUUCGGGUUGGGUUGUUCCGUGCAGAGAAACAUGCAACACAUUUUCUUUUCUUUUUUCAAGAAAACGUUUUCUUUUUAUAUAUAUAUGUGUAAAUAUUAUACAAAAAUAAUGGUUGUUGUUGAUGUUGUUGUUGUUGUGGGGGAGCUCCGCUCGCCGCGGUCCCGGUCCCUCCGGAACGACGAGAAAACAGACGUGAAUAUUUGAAUCCAACAACCUCCACCUCUGACUCAAACAUUCGACAAGGACGCUCAACCAAACUUUGGUUUACCCAACAGACUGCCAAAAGCACAUGAAACCACACACAGGGAGGUGGAUCGCUUGUAUAUUUUUUAGUGGACACGAACCCAGCGGGCACUAGGACCCAGUAAAGAGUGGGACUGGAGGGUUUUUUCAUUGGGGAAACUGUGAAGAGCAGCUCAGUGUUAAUAAGGCUACAGGACACAGCGAGCACGCUCUCCCUGGGUUCUCUGUCUUCCUGGGUUCUCUGUCCGGGAUCAGAGAACCCUCCAUGGUUCUGGUUCCUGAAUAACACACAUGACUGUUAAUACUAAUAGCUUGUCGUAUUUAUUUUUUAAGUGCUUUUGAAAAGAAGAGUCUGCCUUUUUAGGCCCGGAAAGAGAGAGCGAGAGAGAGAAAGAGAGAUCUUUUAAUAUUAAUUAAUCAAGUGUGAAGAUUAUUUAAAGUCAUUAAACUGGAGCCAGUACAACCUUAAGCCUAAAGUUCCGCCAGACAGGUUUCCUGGGCGGCACAUUGGGACCAGGGGUUUUCCUUACGCAGGUCUCCUGGACUGUACGGUGGGACCAGGUCUUUCUCCAAGCUUGAGAUAUUCGUGACCUCCGUGACUAGAGGGGAUAUUUAUUUACUGUGCCGGAUGGGGCUCCUCCACGUCUACGCAGUCAGAAAAAAACACACACUCAGAACUCCUGAAACUCCCCCCCUCACUCCUCCAAUGGGCAUCCCUCAACCAGCACUGUGGCUUUAUGUCAGCCAGUGACCUUCGUCCUGAUUGGCUGCUGGCUCACUGCGUGCCAUCAUGGUUCACUUCUGCAUGUAAAAGUGCAAAACAAAACAAAAAAGGGAGAGAAAGAGAUAAAUAAAUAAGCAACAACAAUAUGGAAAUCUACGUACACUUGCACUCAGAGAAAGAGAUGGGGGGGGGGGGUGGUGGGGGGCAAUGGCUACGGGCAUUGUGCCGGCUCUGGAGGGCGUCCAUCUUGGCUUGUUGAAAUGCCGUCUUUUCUCUGAGUGGCUCACGUCAACAGGCAGGCAGGCCUCCCUUGUGGGUAACAUCUGCUCCUGUCUCCUCUUCUCUUCCACGUGUAAAUUUGUGCCUUACACCCUGAAGUAGUGACAAUUCUGUUCUCUUUUUUUUGUUGCUGUUAACUAUGUUUCUUUCUAGUCUAUUUCUGAUCAUUUUACCUGGUUUGGUUAAAAAAAAAAAAAAAGAAGGAAAAAAAAACUGGAAAAAAAGGCAAUUUAAGAAUUUAGGUGUUCUUGUUGUAAUUUUGGUCCCUAGCAAUUUACAAACCAAGGGUUGGAAGGGAGAAAAGUCUCUCUCCUCUCCUCCUCUCUUCUCCUCUCCUCCUCUCUUCUCCUCUCCUCCUCUCUUCUCUCUUCUCUCCUCUCCUCCUCUCUUCUCUCUUCUCUCCUCUUCUCCUCUCUUCUCUCCUCUUCUCCUCUCCUCCUCUCUUCUCCUCUCUUCUCCUCUCCUCCUCUCUCCUCUCUUCUCCUCCUCUCUUCUCCUCUUCUCCUCUCUUCUCUUCUCUUCUCUUCCUCUCUUCUCUAUUCGCCUCUUCCUCUCCUCCUCUCUUCCCAUCCCCUCCAGUACAUUAAUCUUUGUGGUUCAUUUUUCUGAUUGUGCCAAUGAUGCGCUUAAAACAGCCCUUUUGUUGUGAUGGCAGUGUCUACAAUAAUGUUGUGAGUGUUAUUAUUUUUAAUUUCACACCUUAAAGUCCUGGUAUUUGUUUUUACUUUAACUUUCUUUUUUUCUGUUUGAAUUGAAUUUGACGUGAAAUAAUUGAUGAUAAAUGUUUGUUUUUGGAGAGGGUUUCUGUCGUCCUCGCUGGUGCGCUGGGACCCCACACCUCACUAACUAUGAGAAACACACCUGUGUACGGACACAUUUCCCAUACCUGGGUCGAAUCCAGAUUUGGAACACUUGAAAGUAUUGAGGUGAGUUUGAUUUAACAUUCUUGUUAGAGGUUGCACUCCCUAGGGCCCUCGGCCCCAUUGGUGUCAUCACGCCGGGUGAUAUAAAUCAAGUGCGCCACAAGUAGCUAACUGCAUUUGCAGAUGUUGUUUUGACCCAGGUGUGCCAGUGUCCAAGUGUUUGUUACCACUCCCCUUCUACAUAGGCUGGUUCCUGUUGUAGAGAAGAACUCUUCUAAUAUUAGAAGACGUUACAUAUUGUUAUUCACCCCUUUUAUAAAGAUAAAACAUGUUCAGGAAACGGAUUAGAGAUGUUUUUAAUUCACUAUCGAGCUAAACGCAAGAGAGCUUAGAUUUAUUUACCAAUCCGACCUCUGUUUUCACUCUUUUCCUUGAUGCACAUUUUUACUGACCCUAUUUUUCCCGCACCCUCCCACCCCACCCCAAAUCAAAAGAGCACUCUUAUAUUGACAUGUACAGACAGGUACAUUUCUUGAACUCAAGCAGGCGUGCAUUUCUAGUGGAAGAAUGACGUCUGUGUCCCCUUGGCAUCCAUCGUGAAGAGAACUUGUGGGGUAACACAAGGAAGUUCUGGAGGCGAGUGCUGUCUCCGUGGUAACUCAACUAACAUGUACAUAGAUGCUUGUGGGGUUCAACUGCCAGGGACUGCGUCAUGGCAACAGAUUAGGGUUUCACUGAGAGGAGAAGGGAUUCAACUUGUAGGUCCUGAUCCUGGUUCAGUUAUUUCUCCAACUCUUUUUUGUUUGUUUUGUUGAUAAUUUAAAGUGAGUUGAACUGGAUAUUUGAGGUACAGUUAUUUGGAAGAAAUUUGUGGUAGUUUUCUGAGGUUUAAACUGAAUCUGGAUCAGUGUCCUGGGAUUGUAUAUUCCCUGGUGUAACGUAAGAAAAUGCUAGUGUUUCAACUUAGAGAAUCUGAGUUCGCUGGUCACUUGGAAAUACUGUAUUCAAGUCCCCCAAUGCCUUGAAACAUUGUAAUUUGAGGACGCUAGUUAUGAAUAAGCUCUUACAACUUAACAUUUGACUAAUAUAAUAACAUAAUAUGUGGGGAUAAGUACAUGUUGAUUGUUUUGUUUUUUUAUUGUUUUUGUUUUUUUAAGUUGAAACACUACAAUUUUUUACCUGAACUCCCAUCUUUGUAGAAGAGAUAUGGUGUGUGUCUCUCCUCUGGUCUCUGAAGGUCAGGGUGCACUGUAAGGGGGUUGGGUGUGUGCCUUUGUCUCUUAGAGUACACAGCUGGACGCAUCCGAGAUGGACUCUCUCUCAAGAUGUUUUUGAACUUUGUUAAGCUUGUAAGAUAUUGUGACGUCACCAGGUUUUCCUGCAGGUUUUCCUGCCUUCUACUUCUCCACUUCCCUAACAUCUCUGAAUCACAGCUUAAUGUAUGUUGUAAAGAAAAAGUCUCUUUAAUAAAUUGCAAAAUGUAAUAAAAAAUAAAAAAUACAAUUCCUGUCA